AAUUAAACAAUACUUCCCAACAUCGUGCUCAAAACAAAAUAUCUAGCGGAAGAAGUCGGCGGGAGCGCACCGGAAAACGGAAGACAAACUUUUUUUUUAGUUGUAGUGGUCCCCCGGAAACUUAGACCCCGAUGAAAGGUUCUGGCAAUUGGCAGUGAAAACAACGAUGAAAUAGCACCUGGCUGCUGUUGGCCGUUUUUCACAGAGAUGUGAUUAAGAUAAAAAAAAAUCCACUGAAGCUCCCAAACAGCCAUGGAGGAUCCAGACAGGACUGGAAACCACCGACAAGACAUCGCAGGUGUUGAGGAGGAGAAGGAUCAGUCUACAAAUGAGUCUGCACGUGAAGGAGAUGGUGAUCAGGCUGAGGAGAGCUCUGUGCCUCUGACAGAUGAUGCGUGGAGUCAAGAUGAGCUCGGCAAGCAAAAUGAAGAGAAGAGUGCUGCUUCCCCUCCACCAGACCACGGCACAGAUGACUGUGAUGGCAGAGGAGCGGAGAGAGAUGAUGGGCCAACAGUGUAUUCAGAGGAGAUUGCUGCUGAAGAGGACCAACUGGAAGAGGUGACAGCAGCAACGGCGGGCAACACAAACCACAAUCAGGUAGACGGUCCCACAGCAGUGCUCCAAGACACAAACAAUGAGGAAGAAGAUGUUGCACGAGGCUUGAACACGGACUUGAGUCCUGAGAAAGUCUCGUUGGAAGAGCCAUUAGAUGACCUAAGGAGUAAAGUGGAGACCAUUGGCCCGACUACUCAGGAAGCCGAUUUAGCAACAGAAGUCACUGCCAGUCCUGGAGGUAGAAGAUACCUGAUAGCAGUUGGCAUGGUGGUACUUGUCGCCAUCCUGGUACAGUAUCUCCUCCAGCCUGAGCCUCCCAUACCAAGCAGUGCUUCGCAGAUCGACAUUUUCCUUCGGGAAAUGGACAAAGUCAAGACUCGCUUCCCUCAGCAGCGUCCAGAGCUGUGGAGCCGGAGCAGGAUCCACCUAAAGAGGCACCUCCUGGCACCCCAGCCCAGUGAGCCGGUCAGUCUGAUCUUGACAGCGGGAGUCUCAGGCAGGACAACGCUGCGCUGCCUGGCCCACGAACUGUCCUCUGCCUUCUCUACCGCCGUCAACGCUACCGUCCUUCACAUAGACGGCGCCAGCAAAGUCGGAGAGGACAGUGACCAGGUGAAGCUGGAUAUCGAUGGGCAGCUGCAGGGAGCCUUUGAGGGAGACAAACCUGUGGCGGUCAUCCACCACUUCGAGCAGCUGCCUCCAGGCUCCACACUCAUUUUCUACCGCUACUGCGACCAUGAAAAUGCUGCGUACAAGAAGACGUUUCUCAUCUUCACUGUUCUGCUGGAGGACGAGAAGGAGAUUCCUGUCGGGGCUUCUCUUAGCACUGUGGAGGAGAUGGUAGACGAUCACCUCCAGAAGAAGUUCCUCUCCCAUGACCACCCUGUGGCCUUCGACAAAAUGGACUUGGACAAGUACGGUGGACUGUGGAGCCGAAUUUCUCACCUCAUCCUCCCUGUGGUGGCAGAAGGAAAGAUGGAGCAGGAAGGCUGCUAGUAGAUGCUAAGUUGUAUCCACCUUGGUGACCCUUGUCGAUGUUGGUAGUGGCCAAUUGACAGCUUUGUUUCUUCACAACACUACCUUCAAGGCAACCAUCACACUUAUGAAGCUACAGCAAACUUUUAAACCUUUUAAAAACGUUUUUUUUAAUCAACUAAGGAGCACAUUUAUGAAAUGGAGUGGCACUCAGUGGAGGGCAGACUUCUUCCAAGGCCAACCAAUACUAUUUUAGAUCAGUACAGCAUCUCUGCACAUAUCUCAACUUUGGCUAUCAAAUUUUCACUGUCAAAUGAAGGAAAUGUGUUUUUUUAAAUGCACUCAUAUCGUCAACUAUAAAUCUGAAUUAAAAUUGUUUAAAAUCUUUGACUGGUUACAGGAAAAAAUAUAUUUCUUCUUCCAUAAUCCUAUGAAAUACCAAAUGAGGGGUCAUCAGGGGUUGAUGAGGUGGCUUAUGUGUUGCUUACUUUUGUAUGACAUGAAAUGUGUAAAAUAAAAUGAUUAGUAAUUUAA
Molecule: messenger RNA, 2064 nt
Organism: Doryrhamphus excisus (bluestripe pipefish)
Lineage: Eukaryota; Metazoa; Chordata; Actinopteri; Syngnathiformes; Syngnathidae
Product: torsin-1A-interacting protein 2-like
Biological process (GO): membrane organization
Cellular component (GO): membrane
Molecular function (GO): ATPase activator activity
Source: RefSeq, a predicted model, not a curated record